Molecule: messenger RNA, 3030 nt
Organism: Ascochyta rabiei
Lineage: Eukaryota; Fungi; Ascomycota; Dothideomycetes; Pleosporales; Didymellaceae
Product: Chromatin structure-remodeling complex protein rsc9
Exons: 3
Coding region: 1-3030 (1009 amino acids)
Biological process (GO): regulation of DNA-templated transcription
Molecular function (GO): DNA binding
Source: RefSeq, a predicted model, not a curated record
AUGGCGCCCAGCAAACCGCGAGAACCCUCCAUUGAGCGCACCGAAGAAUACGACAAGUUUAUUGAGGAGCUGGAAGCAUACCACGAGAAGAGAGGGACGUUUCUCGACCGCGAGCCCAAAGUUGCUAACCAGCACAUUGACUUGUUGCGCCUGUACAAGCGCGUAAAUGAAGAAGGCGGAUACGAUAAGGUCUCAGAUACGAAGAAUAACAAGCUUGCGUGGAGAAGACUAGCAACAGACUUUCUGCGUGACAGCUCUGCAAGUCAGCUCACCACGCAGGCAUUCCUGGUCAAGACAGCAUACUACAAGAACCUUGCAGCCUACGAGAUAUCAACUAUACAUAAGCGCGAACCACCGCCGAAAGAGAUCCUCGAAGAUAUCACAGCCAAGGGAGGGGACCUGCUCAACCGAACCGUUGAGAACUUCUACCGAGGCAGUCGCGAGACCGAAAGGCUGAGGAACGGAGACUCGGACGAUUCAGACGAAGACGGCGACGUCAAGAAGACACCAAAAGACGACAAGAUGGACGUAGACGAGCCAGGGAGCACUGGGAGGGCAACAAGAUCAUUACGCCAUGCGCCCCCACAGCGCGUGCUUUUUCAGCCAGAGAGCUCGAUCAGGCAAACACGCCAAUCUGCAGGCCAUUUGAAUUCCCCACAGCCCAACGGAUACGGCACGAGUGCGGCAGCUGUAGCCAUUGCAAACUAUGAGCCGCGGACAAACAUUCCCCUGGCACUAAAGCAGGUCGUAACACCGUCGAACAACCUGGACGCCUACGUUGCUUCACGGAAGAAGUACAUCGUGAACAGGAAAAACAGGCCAGUUCCACUGAAGGGGAUGAUGCUUCCCGGUACUGGCUUCCCGGGACCGAACAUUUACAUUCGCGCACUACACGCAUUACGAUCAAAAGAACCAGAAGAAGAAGCAUAUGCGUUACACCACCUUGUCAAAAUCUCCCACGAACGAGGCGACAAGUACCGUUUCGACCAAUUCCCGGGACUUGCCGAGGCACUCAUCGCAAAAGUCAUCGAUGUUGGAUCAUUGUUCUUCGAUGUUCAAUGGGACAUCUCAUACGUAGAGGAGGAAUUUGACCAAGCGGACGUCCUGAAUGGCUUGUCGGGUACCAAGGAUUUGCUGAAGAAGAUUCGCGCGCUGCAAACUCUGGACAUCGACGACGACUUGCUUCCAGAAGAGAACGCGAAGGCCCUCAAUAUGAUCAACGAAGCAGCAUUGAUCAUUCGGAACAUGGUGAUGCUCAAAGAGAACGCUCUGUUUGCUUCCAUGAUCCCGGCUGUUCGGGACUUGAUUGUCAUUUUACUCAACCUGCCAAAACAUCCCACUGUUGUUGAACUGCAACACUACGCCCUUGAGAUCGCCGAGCAACUUACCAAAUACUGGAUAUUGGACUCACAAGACCCUGUGUACCAAUCUCUACUGGCUCAGAUUGAUACCGACGAUCGUGGCCGAAUCAUCACCUCGCUAAGGGCGCUUGGCAGGAUAUCGAUGAACCUCGAAGCCACAAACAAAUUGUCAGACGUACCCGUCAAGACACUACAGUCGAUAUGCGACUGGCUGCUUGUCGAGGACGAGGAUCUUAGGAUAGCAUGUCUGGACUUCCUGUACCUGUUUACAGGCUUCCCAGAUAACGUUGAGCUUCUUGCGCACGAAGUGAACAUCGAAGGUGUUGUAGGCCAACUUGUACGAUUACUGCAAUUCGGCGCCAUCGCCUACGAAGAAAGGCGCAAUACGCCAAAACCGACCAAAUCUUCGACGCCCAACGAUGCGGCACCCAAGCUUUCCUCUGCAAUAAUCGAUCACCUGGUGACACUCGAGGAGCCGGAGCGAAGCUCCCAGUGGCUGAAGACAUGUUUCGAGGAGGAUCCAACAGGCGAGAUUACCCAGAUCCAGCUCUGGUCGGCAUACAACGCAGCAUUCCAAGAAGCCAUGACGGCCAACCCGUCCGCGUUUAAGGCACUUAUGCCAGCCAAGGACUUUAUCACGAAUGUCUCAACAACCUUCGGUGGCGCAUCUGCGCAAGUGUUGACAGUUGGCGGCCAACCGAAGUACACGAUCAGAGGCAUUAGGCCAAGAUCCGUACCAGUCGACCCCAGCACCAAGAAGCAAUACAUACGUUGCUGUUGGAUAGCACCAAACAUCGUCAACGGCCAGCCAGAGCAAGAGUACUCUGCCAAAACAGAGUGCGGCGAGUUUGCAUCAGGGGCACGAGCAAUGUGGGAACACGUCGUCGGCGCCCAUCUCAAAGUUCCUCGCGACCAAGAAACAGGCCAAUGGCUUCUCGAACCCAAACCAGAUAUCGACAUGGAGAACGGCGACGCAAUUACCACCUCAAACCCUCAAAACUAUAAUUGCUACUGGGCGAACUGCAGCCAUUUCACCUCAGACACAGACUCUGCGUUCUUAGCCGGUCAGCACAUCAAAACCCAUCUCCCUGAUACAUCCAUCAAGCAAGCGAUUCAUGCACGUCACAAUCGUGCCGCCGAAGACGCGCGCCCCUCCACCUCCUCCGCUCAAGCAUCAAUUGCCGGCUACAACAGCAACCCGGGCAGCAAUGACAACUACACAUCUACAGACAAAUCCUCAUCUCUGACCCCUAACUUCCGCUACUUCAACACCGCCACCGAUGAAGCUAACGAUGCCGCCGGCUUGCCCCUGUCCUCCGUUCUCGUCCUCCGCAACCUAGCGCGACAGCUGAAUAAGAUCCCGCCGCCGUCAGAGGUCCUCGAGAUCCCCGAUGCGCCCACACACAAACGUACGUUUAGCGCUACGGAACCGCAGAGCCCAAGCACACACCGUACCACUGGAGCGAAGAAGCCGCGUCUGGGCGAUGCUGCACGCGAGCAGGCACGAGAAGACGGAGAGCGGGAAGAGCAGGAGGCUAAGAGUGUAGGGUGGGUGCCGAGAGUCUUUGCGCCGGUCAGGGAGCAGCUCGCUUUCGUGGCAAGCCACAAUCUCACAUUGAAGAACUACAUGGGUGGGCUGUUGAAGGCUGUUGCUGAUGGUGGGGCUUAG